Molecule: messenger RNA, 597 nt
Organism: Ordospora pajunii
Lineage: Eukaryota; Fungi; Microsporidia; Ordosporidae
Exons: 1
Coding region: 1-597 (198 amino acids)
Biological process (GO): positive regulation of mRNA splicing, via spliceosome
Cellular component (GO): spliceosomal complex
Molecular function (GO): RNA binding
Source: RefSeq, a predicted model, not a curated record
AUGGAGAGUAAUCCAAGGCACAACAGAGGAGGGGAUCCAAGAAGAAAUACACAAACACCAUGGAACAAUGCAUACCACAAUAGGGGCACAAACGAUGGAGGGUACAAACAUCCAAGCAUUAGCAAGCAUAUCGGAGAUUAUGAAGAUCCAAGAAGGAGAAAAGUGGAUAGCCACUCGUUUUCACACAAUCAAUUCACUGGAGGCAGCUACAGACAAAGAUUUGUGCCCGAACAACAACAUCCUGAUAUGCAAAAAUGUACUGAGCCAAGAUACGAAACUAUUCAAGGGCAUUUACAGCACAGAAGCGACAGAAAUGCACUGCGUGCAAAGAGAAACGGUGCGCCUUCAAAGGCAAUCGGCCUAUUUGGAUUAGGUGCAUAUGUUACGGAGGAGGACGUCACAGAGUUUCUCAAGGAAAAAGUAUGUGAAGUCCAGAAGUAUAAAGUGGUGAUUGUAUACGACAAAUACAGAAAAGUGUCGAAGGGAUAUGGAUUCCUUCAGUUUGAGACAUUAGAUGAUGCUAUAACAACAAAAAAGAAGCUUGUGGGGCAAACAAUCAAAGGAAAAGAAAUACGGAUAGACUAUUCAAUUGAGUAG